Ooceraea biroi (clonal raider ant) is the source of this 3193-nucleotide messenger RNA. Its product is annotated as odorant receptor 85f. Gene Ontology annotation, cellular component: plasma membrane. The record is from RefSeq and is a predicted model, not a curated record. Gene Ontology annotation, biological process: detection of chemical stimulus involved in sensory perception of smell; sensory perception of smell. Lineage: Eukaryota; Metazoa; Arthropoda; Insecta; Hymenoptera; Formicidae. Gene Ontology annotation, molecular function: olfactory receptor activity; odorant binding.
AGCUUUGUUCCCGAGACUCCAGUUAUUUGCUGAUCACCACCAUGCGCUGACGUGUUCUCUUCAUGCACUGUGCUAUUUCAUUAGUGUCUUAUCUUGGCAGUAAAUGUGUUUAUCAAGGUUUUUCAAUUUUAGUUUUUAAUGAAAGCAACAUUAGCGGCAAAUGAUAUUAUAAUCUUUUGACAGUAAAUGUGGUUAUUAAGGUUUUGUAAUUUUUUUUUCUUUUCCAAAGAUUGUAACAUUUGCGGUAUGUGAUAUUGUUUAAUGAUGAUUUUUAGAAAAAGACAACCUGUAAUUCACUUGAUAAGGACUAAAACCAAUGGUCGAAACGUUGUGUACAGAACAACAAUAAAGUUGCCAGUUGGGUUGACAAAAAUACUAUAUAUUAUAAUAAAAUAUAUUACGAAAAUCUUAUUUAGAAUAGUCUUGAAAAAAGAAAUAACUUACACUUUUCAAAUAUCAUCCUGUGAGAUGCACUAAAAUAUGUAAUAUUAGUAUGCCAAUAUUAUACUAGUUUAUCGUAAAAUGUUUUCAUCUUUCGAGAUGGUUCGAACAGACAUCAUCAGAUACUAACUUUCUUAGUUCCUGAUAUUCUGCACCGAUCAAUGACACAUCAUAAGAUAAUGACUACUAGUUCAGCACUAAAUGUAAAGGAUUUUAUAGUCUUACUCUGUAAUCUUCAUGGUAAAUGUAAUAAAGAAGAUAUUUCAAAAGAUCAUCCAUUUUCAUCGCGGAUGGCAAUUUGCGGAUGUCUUUACUUUCUUUCGAACGAUAGUAUAACAAAGGAUAUACUGUAUAAAUUAUUAUACAGCAAGAAAUUCGUGCUAUUGUUAAUGUUAAUUAAUCUGCGAUAUAGCCAAGCAAUGAUUAUAGGAUGGGUGACACAUGCAAUUGUCAUUCUCUGAGAAGAUCAUCGCUCUGGUUAUUGUACCCCAUAUCAAUCAUACUGCGGUACAUAUAUAUUAAUAGAAAACGAGAAAGGUAUCAAUUCCAGAAGAAUAAAUAAUAAAUAGCUUAAGAUUCACGAGCAGCUAUUCAUCUUGACAGUGAUAGUUUGAAUGUGAAACAGAGAAAAGCAAGAGCAUGGACUUCCAAAAUGUAAAUCCUCUAAACGUUUGGAUAAACUUUAUUUCGGGCAAUCUGUUCCCGAUGACCGCCGAUGACACGUCAUUUCCUGUACUCUGGAAGAUUUACAGCAUUCUACUGUGGUUGCUCGAGCUAGUCCAAAUGUGCGUGCUAAUCCGCGGAUGCAUUCUAGUGCCGAAGGAGCGGGCGUUGAAAGACGGUUUGAUCGGCCUCGCAAUAACUAUCGAGGUGGUCUUCAUAGUCGUGCGAAUUCAGACACGUAGGGGAUUGAUACAGCAACUGAUUCAGAACCUAAACGAUAUUCUGCGCACCAAGGAUGAGAUAAUGAGGAACAUCGUGAUAGGGAUCUUCAAACCGAUAAAGGCACCCUUCAAGUUCUACCUGAUAGGUGGCACGGCAUCUGUCUUUAUGUGGACCGUAGUUCCAUUUUCGUUGGUCUUUCACAGAAACGUUUUCUUCUACAUAGAUUACCGGAUGCCGGUGAUCUUUUCCAAGGAGCCAUUUUCCAUCACAACUUUCGUAGCGGGAAGUCUCUUGGUGAUGACUAGCAGCGUAUACAUUUUCAUAAAGAAAGUCAGCGUGGACAGCUACAUGACACAUCUGAUACUAUUGAUAACAGCGCAGUACAAGUACACCGCGUUAAAACUGGCAAUGAUAUUUCAAGGGGCACAGAACAAUUGCGAUGAUGCCAGCGAAGCGAAAAGUUACGACAUGAAUCAGUACGCGAAGAAGAAAAUUAAAAUUAUAUGCCAGCAACACAACGCGGUCCUUCACAUGACGUUCCUGCUAAGAGAAUUGCUGUCUUCGAAUCUGAGCAUAAUGUAUUUAAAUAACGUUUUCCGAUUUUGCUGUAUCGUCAUCAUGGUGAUUUCAGUUACAAUUUGCUGCUGAAUGACUGAUCCUCUGGCAACGUCUACAUUGGAUGACGUCUCUUCUUCUCAGUUUUUCCCAUCGAAUAACUUGGUUGCAAAUCGUCUUGAUUUUAUAAAGUUGAUUCGGUAUACUGUGUGGCGAGAGUUGUAUCAGCAUACAUGGUAAUAUCCUGUUGUCUGCCAGUGACUUUUUUGUGGUAAAUCUUGAUAUUUUAAUGACGUCUAAAUUCUCCAUAUUUUUACUUUUUAGCUCUUCUAAAACUUCUUGCAGUUCGAAGGAUGGAUCGAUGCCUUUGAGUAAAUACGUAUAUAUUUUUUCUUCUUUUGGGGUAAAAGAAUAAAAGUUUGUGUUUGCUUCCAUCAGGGCCUUUUUAACUUUGUGGAAAUUAUGAAUAUCCUCAAGUAAUAACACAUGUUUAGUUUCGUUAAUUCUUUUGAUAUGAAAUCUGUGAUCUCCUGUGAUUUCUUUGGUAAGUCUCCAGGUAUCUUUAGGUUCUUGAAAAAAUAUAUGAAUGGGCGGCGGCCGUCCUUUGAAACUUCUCUUUGAUUGCAUGUGUUCCGCGUGUGACUGAUUGCUGUUAGUGGUGUGACUUGUUUGUUGUGUAUUCUCUGUAUGUUGUACUUUUCGGUUAUUAUUCUUCUGUUUUAAUGAAUUGAUAAAGGAGAGGUUGGUCUCAUCCUCUGUAUCCAUAUCAUUAACAGACUCCGAAGAUAUGAGGUUCAGAGGAUCAAAUCUAUUCUUCGUGCUUACCAAAGGAAUGUGUGUCUCAUAAUUCUGAGAAGAGGGAGAGGGUGUAAAUUGCGCUCCCUUACUCGUUCCUGGUUCCAUUUCCUUCCUUACUGUGGAAAUGUUGUCGGAUGGGCAUAUGAAAUUUGCCUCUUAUUGUUCCGGGCUACUUGGCUGCGUAUUUUCUGGGUUGCUAGUAUACGUAGUUUUACGUCUAGCCGCGUUGAGGUUUGGUUUAACGUUUCGCCAUUGUUUUUUGAGGUUUUUGUUCACUUGUGACUGGAUUUUAGAUUUUAUUGCAGUCGAAACAUCUUGUAAUGUUUCAUCGGCCGCGAUGGCCGAGGUUAUGUUUGAGGUUAGGUCUUCCUUCCUCGCCGACAUUCUUUUAAUUCGCUCUUUUUUUGUUAUCACCUGCACGGUUUUGAAGGGCGAAGAUGUACCUCAAUCGAGGCGCAGGAGCCCUGGUUGAGAAUCUGUGUACAAAACUUCGAAAAAAACUUCGAAACUGUGC